Molecule: messenger RNA, 2272 nt
Organism: Solanum pennellii
Lineage: Eukaryota; Viridiplantae; Streptophyta; Magnoliopsida; Solanales; Solanaceae
Molecular function (GO): nucleic acid binding; zinc ion binding
Source: RefSeq, a predicted model, not a curated record
AUGAGACAUUCCGGAAUUUGGGUGAACGAAUUGCAGUAUGAAAGUUGCAAAAUUGAUGGAAUCGAUCUUAAAGCAGCAAUUGCGGCCGAGUUGGAUAUUGAUGUAUCAAGGAAAGAAAUUGAAAUUCGAUACAUUGUAGAAGGUAACUCCUGUCCGAUGAAACUUAAGAACGAUAUGAGUGUUAAACUAUAUUUUGAACUGAAAAAAAACGAGCCUGGAUUUUCAGUAUAUCCAUUAUGUAUUGACACAAUUGAGAAGAAUAGUGGUACUGUACAUAACUUUGAUGGAAGAAGUGGAGAAAUAACGUGUGUAGAAGGCACAACAAAUGAUACACAGGCUUUGGCAAUAGUUGAAAAUAGCUUAUUUGAGUCACAUGAAAAUGCAGAAGUUGGAGUUGCAAAUGUUAUAAUCAAUUCAGAUAUUGUUGAUGUGAAGACAGGUCAGAUAUAUAAGGAUAAAGCAACACUUGUAGAUGUGAUGACGAAAUAUAAGAUAAAGAACAACUUCAAUUGCAAAGUGAAGAGGUCUGAUCAACAAAGCUAUGUGUUGGUAUGCUUUUCAGACAAAUGUGGUUGGACUAUGAAGGCGUCGUGCAGGAAAAAAUCUGAUAUAUUCAUUGUUAGAAAUUUCAAUAGUGAACAUACGUGUCCGAUGAGGGAGAGGGUAUUAACCAAAGUCCAAGCAACAGUCGGAUUUGUAAGUGGAGUGACAGCUCCAAAAUUGGUCAAUUAUAUACGAAUUUAUACACCAAGGGAUAUAAUUGAUGAUAUUAGAGAAUAUUAUGGUGUUGAAAUAUCUUACCAGCAAGCAUGGCGUGCUAAAGAACGUGCACUCUCCAUGAUUAGGGGAAAACCAUCUGCAGGAUAUAGACGGAUGCCGCGAUACAUACACAUGUUAAAAACUGUGUAUCCAGAUUCUUAUAUAAGAAUGCAUAAGACUGAAGAGGAUGAAUUUAUGUAUCUGUUCAUCGCCUUAAGACCAUUCAUUAGGGGAUUUAAAUACUGCAGACCAGUAGUUGUUGUGGAUGGUGCACAUCUGAGUGGAGCUUACAAAGGGACAUUUGUAUCAGCAAGCACACUUGAUGGCGCAGGUUGCAUAUUUCCAUUGGCAUAUGGUGUUGUUGACACCGAAAAUGAUUGUUCGUGGACAUGGUUUUUCGAACAGUUCAAACAUGCAUUUGGCGAUAGAAAAGAUAUGUGUGUUGUUUCAGAUAGAAAUGAGAGUAUCAUGAAGAGUGUAAGGAUUGUGUUCCCCGAUGUACCUCAUUAUGCAUGCAUCUGGCAUCUUUGGAAGAAUGUAUGUGGAAACUUCAAAAGGAGCAGAAAGGCCAUAAGUGAUCUAUUCUACUCUAUGGCCAAGGCAUAUAGAAAGGAAGAUUUUGAUAAGUUGAUGGCUAAGGUUGAUAGAAUUGAUCACAGGGUUAAGGAGUACCUUGAAUAUGCAGGUUACGAAAAGUGGUCAAGAGUUCAUGCAACAGUAAACAGAGGUAGAAUGAUGACUUCAAACAUUGCAGAAUGUAUCAAUGGUUGUCUUGUUGAAGCACGCCAAUUAACUAUAUUAGAAUUCUUGGAAGAGGUUAGAAUUCUUUUUGGAUCUUGGCAUUGCAAAAACAGAGAAGUAGCCUCAUACACAAAGGACACAUUAGGUAGAAAAUUUGAGGAAUUGUUGAUUAUAAACGCGGCUAAAAGUUCAAAAAUGGAGGUUGUUCCAUCAUCUGAGUUUAUUUUCUCGGUUUAUGAAAAUGGAAGAAGAUAUAUUGUUUGUCUUGAGCGGAAAGUAUGUUGUUGUGGUAGAUUUCAACUAGAUGAGAUACCUUGUUCACAUGCAAUCGCUGUAUUGAAAAAAAAGAAUGUCACCGAUAUGAAUCCGUAUUGCUCUGAUUAUUACAAGCCUGAUGCGUUGGCAAAAACAUAUGAAAUUCCAAUGGUGCCAAUGCCAGAUAAGAAAGAUUGGUCAGAUCCUAAACACGUGGUAGCUGAAACUGUGUAUCCACCUAGAUACAGAAGAUCAUCUGGACGACCAAGAAAAAGAAGAAGAAAGAAUGCAGAUGAAAAGAUUUCGGUGAACACAAACUGUUGUGGACAAUGUGGACAAGAAGGGCACAACAGAAGAACUUGUACUUUCUACCCAAAAGAGAAGUGAAUUUGUCGUAAUGUUUCUAUGAUAUAAAGAAUAAUUUAUCACGUAAACAUUUUAAUGAAUUUCAGUUUUAAUUACGACUGCAAAUUGAACACUUUGUGUUUAGAUAAAUAAACGUACAAACAUGUGGUAA